This is a messenger RNA of Danio aesculapii, 1831 nucleotides long. RefSeq names its product methyltransferase 9, His-X-His N1-histidine (gene mettl9). Gene Ontology annotation, molecular function: protein-L-histidine N-pros-methyltransferase activity. The transcript has 6 exons. The coding region runs from base 114 to 1070 and encodes 318 amino acids. NCBI's taxonomy places the organism in Eukaryota, Metazoa, Chordata, Actinopteri, Cypriniformes, Danionidae. The record is from RefSeq and is a predicted model, not a curated record.
GAAGUGAAUUGUCUUUAUUUCCAGCUGGUCUGUGUGUCAGAUGUGUUUGCUGUCUACUUUAUCCUCCAGACAGACAGAUGAUGAGUGUGUGAACAACCCCCCGCCUGCAGCAGAUGAGGAGGCUGGUCUUCGUCUUCUGGCUGCUGUUUUAUGUGUGGUUUCUGCUGUCCAUCAGGAAGAUGUGGACAGGUCGAUAUGUUCGCAGUCCUCUGGCCAGAUCUCUCUUCAUGAACAUGCUGACAGAGGGCGAAACGGCGGAUUAUGGGGACCAAAAGUGGUACCGGUGCUGUCCGGAUCUGCUUGGAGAAAGCGUGAGCUCUGUGUUCGUUCAGAGUCAUCUAGAUGAGGAGACGCAGGCGUUUCUGCACAGGAGCGUCGAGAAGUCCAGCUGGAUCUUCACUCAGCUUUACCACUCGCUGUUCUCCAGCAUCUUCAGCCCCAUUAUCUCCCGCACAUCCAUCAACGGGUUUCUGGGCCGCGGCUCCAUGUUCGUGUUCUCCAGGGAUCAGUUUCGGAGUCUCCUCAGGAUCGGGCCGGACUGGAGAGCGCAGCGGAUGCUGGAUCUGGGAGCCGGAGACGGAGGCGUCACUGAAGUCAUGGGUUCACACUUUCAUGAGGUCUACGCCACAGAGGUCUCCACACCUAUGAAGUGGCAUCUACAGCGCAAAAACUACAGUCUGCUGGGAAUCGAUGAGUGGCAGCGCACCGGUCUCCAGUAUGAUCUGAUCAGCUGUCUGAAUCUGCUGGACCGCUGUGACGAGCCGCUGAAGCUCCUGCAGGAAAUCAGGAGUGCGCUGGUACCUGAAACGGGACGCCUCAUCCUGGCCGCGGUGCUGCCCUUUCAGCCUUAUGUGGAGACGGGCGGGUCGUGGGUCCGGCCGAAGCAGCACAUUGAGGUUCAGGGGAAGAGCUGGGAGGAGCAGGUGGCGCACCUGAGCACGCAGGUGUUCCCGCAGGUGGGUUUGGAGCUGCAGGCCGUCACGCGUCUGCCGUAUCUGUGUGAAGGAGACAUGUACAGAGAUUAUUACGUGCUGGACGACGCCGUCUUCAUCCUCAAACCACAACACUGACACAAACACUGACUGACAACUCCAACCAAAGGGCUGACACGACUCAGGAAAAUAUAAACGUUAUUCAAUCAGAAUCAUUCAGAUGAUGCUGACAGCUGACGGACUCAAGAGUUUCCUUAUGGGGGAAUUAAACAGAAUAAAGAUCCAUUGGAAACUUUUGGAGAAAUCUAAUUAUUACUAGUGUCUAAAUACAGUUGAAGGUAAAUGAUUAGCCCUCCUGUGAAAUUUAAUAUGGAUAUUUUAUUAUGAGUAUGUUUUAAAAUAGUAAAGUGCUGUUUAAUAACAUAUAUUUUACAUUAUUUCAGAUUGUUUAUUCUGGAGAAAGCCUUAUUUCUUUUAGUUUGGCUAGAAUAAUAUAGAUAUUUUAAAUCAUUUUCAAUAUUAUUAGUUAUUAUUUAUUCAUUCAUUUUCCUUCGGCUUAGUCUCUUUAUUCUUCAGAGGUCGCCACAGCGGAAUGAACCACCAACUAUUCCAGCAUAUGUUUUAUGCAGCAGAUGCCCUUCCAGCUGCAACCCAGUACUGGGAAACACACACGCGCACUCAUACACUGCGGUCAAUUUAGUUCAUCAAUUCCCCUAUAGCGCAUGUGUUCCGGACGAAACCCACAGCAACAUGGGGAGAACAUGCAAACUCCACACAGAAAUGAACACUGACCUAGCUGAGGCUCGAACCAGUGGCCUUCUUGCUGUGAGGUGACAGUGCUAACCACUGAGCCACCGUGUUUCCCCAUUAUUAUUAUUAUUAUUGUUAUUAUUAUUAUU